AUUAGGCUGUCAGUCUCUUCAUGAACACGUUUAUGUAUGUGUGUUUGGUCAUUCAAUGGCUGAAAAUUGUGUUGUUUUUACCCAAAUGCAACAACAAUUUUUUUGUAAUUAUUAAAAACUCGAUUUAAAAUCCAGCAUACAGAGCGACUACACUAUUUAAGGACGUGUUCCUUGCAAUGGCGUGGUUACAUGCCAGCACAGAUGAUGCGUACGAUAAUAAGCCGCGUUGGGAUUCAUUCAUGAAGAGUAGCUUGCAUGUAUUUUCUUGCAGUUUAUUGAUGUACGCCAGCCUGCACUCCUCCGCUUACACAUCCAUCUGCAGGAGGGAGGAGGAUCCGCAAGAGCUUUCUUGCAUCCAGCCCAGCGAGUGCAGGGGAACCGGAUGCGUUGCGCUUUUGAUUUAAGGAACGCAAUUUUCCCGGGGAUGCAGAUUUGUUGACUGUUAGUAACUCAGCGGAACCACGUUCUUCAUCUGACCAGAACUGGACUGAGGAGACCAAGUGGCGGGAUGCGUUCCCUGAGGAAGCCCCUCCUCUUCGCCAUGCUGGUGUCAGUGGUUCUGGUGCUGGUUCUCAUCCACACGUGGCCCACCCGUGAGCCCACCACAGUAGAGGUCUGGCAGCGACCUGAACUGCUAGAGAGGCACAACCACCGUCCCCCGCAAGCCGACCCCCAACUGAGCGCCAUCCCCUUCCACGUGCGUGAGAGCGUAGCAAGCUUGUUGGGGCGCAACGGAUGCGUGUGCGAGAGUGAAGGCGUGAGCUUGCCCUUCUUGCAAAUGCUCACCUCGCGGGUGUCAGCUCAGCCGCUGCACACGGCCUUCCAGGCCUCGGAGCUGGAGGAGGUGAAGAGGAGGCGGGACAAGGAGUUCAAGAGUCUCCAGAACAGGUUGCACACACCUGCUGACACGCUCAUCAUAGCUGAGGCUAACAAUCCUUUGCAGUAUCCCACACAGGGAGUGGAGGUACGGCCGCUGAAAACCAUCAUCAUCCCAGGUUUGGCGUUCCAGGCACCUCCCAGAGACCACUACUCAAUCAACCUCACCGCCACGCUGGGGACCCUGAACGUGGCCGCCGAGGUGGACGGGGUACAAAUCCGAGGCGACGGCGAGAUGCACAUGUCUCUGUCCAGCGGCGUGCUGACCAAGCUCAACCGACAGCUGCAGUUUGUCACCUACACAAACACCGUCUUCCACCCCAGCAACGCCGACACAGUGCACGUGGAGACAGAGGGCCAUGGCGCCAACUUCAUCAUCAAGGUCCGUCACGGCGUGACACCCAAACUGUACAACGCAGGACCCAAAGGAGAGUACAACAUCAGCGCUCUGGUCACCAUCGUCACCAAGACUUUCCUGCGUUACGACAAGCUUCAAAACCUCAUUGACAGCGUGAGAAAAUACUACCCCACCGUGACCAUUAUCAUCGCCGACGACAAUAAAGAUCCCCAAACCAUCUCGGGCCCUUACAUUGAGCAUUACACCAUGCCUUUUGGAAAGGGCUGGUUCGCCGGGCGAAACCUGGCCGUUUCCCAGGUGACCACCAAGUAUGUGCUGUGGGCGGAUGAUGACUUCAUCUUCACGAGCAAGACUAAGCUGGAGAAGCUUGUGGACGUUUUAGAGAGGACCACGUUGGACCUGGUGGGCGGUGCAGUGCGGGAGGUGACAGGGUACACCAGCACCUACAGGCAUACCAUAUCCAUUGAAUCCGGGGAGGAAGAUGGCGACUGUCUGCACGUCAGGAGAGGCUUCCAUCACGUCAUCCAAGGCUUCCCCAACUGUGUGGUGACAGACGGGGUGAUCAAUUUCUUCCUGGCUCGCACCGACAAGAUCCAGCAGGUGGGCUUCGACCCGCGCCUCAACAGGGUGGCUCACCUGGAGUUUUUCAUCGACGGCCUGGGAUCUCUCCACGUGGGCUCUUGCGACGACGUCAUCGUGGGCCACGCCAGCAAGAUCAAACUUCCCUGGGCGAGUCAGUCGGAAAGCGACAAGGCCUACGCCAAGUUCCGUUACUCGCCGUCCUCCCCCAACGCCACGCAAAGCAGACUCGGCCUGAUGUACUUCAAGUAUCGACUGCAGUGUUUGACUCACGGAAAUUAGUUUGGGCUUUUCGGAACCCGAACCUGCCAAAGGACAACGGUGCUUUUCUUGUGUGCCACCGCAAACGCUAUUCACACGCACGUCUUCUUGUUUACAAAGACCACGUGAGACUUGGUGAGUCACGUGUGUCCGUCCUGUAAAGGCACCCUGGACGCCUUCACCUGAUAUUGUGACCACUUUUGAGGCGUUUCUAUCGCGUCGCUCAGGUGUCUAGAGGAGGAGGAGCCUAUUGGGCGCUGCCUCAGACUUACUGCACCAACCUCAAGCGGAGGCAAAAGUUGUCUUGCUAGUAAAUUAUUGAUGAUGCUGUUCUUUUUUACAAUGGCCUUUAGAGGGCGCCAUUUGGCAAUAAAGUAGCUAGACCGCCUGUUUGCCAUUCAGCAUGUGCUCACCCACAUACUGGACUUAUUUCCUGGGUAAAUACUUUUUCUGAUGGUAACUUAGAGUAAACAGAAAGUGCUCUGAUGGCGCUAUCUGCAGGGGAAACAAAGCGUGCUGCAGCUUGGGAUCCAGCAGGAAAAAGUCCCACAGCUCAACUGACCCAACGGAACAUCACAAAAAGUCAUGACGACAAUUCAUGAAAAUAACAUUUCUGUCAUCAUGACAUUAACGUUGUAAUAUUGGGAGUUUAAAAAUGUCAUUUUUACAGAAAACUGGUCAUUUACAGUGAGUGGGGUGCCCAAAGUGCGGACAGGGGGCCACUUGUGGCACAUGACUGUUUUGUUUUUUUCAUCAGCCCUCGACACAUUUUAAAAAUACAAUUACACAAGAAAACUAAAAAAAAAACAAAAAGAGGGAUGGCAAAAAGAGCAGUUGUUUUACUGUAAUCAAGUAGAGAUAUUUGAAUAACGUCAUAACACCAAAAUAAUUUAGGCAAUAUUACAGGAGAACAUUUUUGGGAAAUCAGGCUGGGACAAGUUGUGACAUUACGAGAACAAAGUCCAAAUAUUGAAUCCAGUCAUUGUGUUACGAAAAAAUAAUCAAAAAACAACAACAGCAAAAAUACAAUUAAACAAGAAAACUAAGAAAAACAAGAAACAUUUUACUACAGUCAAGUAGAAAUAAUUGAAUAAAGUCAUCAUAUUCAUACAAUUUUAAAAAAAUGUUUUGUGUUAUGUUAUUGUUAUGACAAAACAUGUAUCAUAAUAAUUUGGCCAAGAACUUCUGCAAUAAUUUACAAUAUCAGUAACAAAACAGAAGAAAGCUGUAUAUUUUUGGAAAAUGGGGUUGGGAACAAAUGGUGACAUUACGAGAACAAAGUCCAAAUAUUAUGGGAAUAAAAGUGUUACAAAAAAUGACAAGACGACAGUUGAAAAGCGGUGGAGAAAAAGUACAUAAUCCACUUUGUCACCGAUAAAGCAAGAAACUUGUUUUCUGUAAAUAUACAAUUAGAAAGUGGAAAAUCGUUUGAUUUUACGUGUGUGGCCCUCGCUGGGAAAAGCUUGGACCCUCCCACCCCCCACCCCCCGCCCCCAACCUGAUUUGUGCUUUUCAGUGUGACCCUGAUGCUGAUACAAAGUGGUUAUUUAUGACUGUGUUUUUUGUCCAAUUGUAUGUGCUGCCUUAUUAUUAUUACAGUAUUAUGACAAGGCAGAGGAGGAAGAGGAGAGGACCAAGCACUGAACCUUGAGGGACACCUCAGUAUUAAUAUCACUAUUAAAACUAGCAAAUGCUGAGGACUUCAACGCUUCAGCUGACAUUUUUGUCAGGUGUCUUUGUCUUUGUGAAACGUCUUAUUUUGUGUAAAUGUAUGACGUGAAGGGGCAGCCCUCAUUGGACUCUGGUGUUAAAAUAAAACUGCGUCCUGGGCGGAAGGUGU
Dunckerocampus dactyliophorus (ringed pipefish) is the source of this 3914-nucleotide messenger RNA. It is a transcript of the gene b4galnt1b, whose product is annotated as beta-1,4-N-acetyl-galactosaminyl transferase 1b. Gene Ontology annotation, biological process: ganglioside biosynthetic process. The record is from RefSeq and is a predicted model, not a curated record. The transcript is spliced from 13 exons. Gene Ontology annotation, cellular component: Golgi membrane. Bases 509 to 2095 code for a protein of 528 amino acids. Lineage: Eukaryota; Metazoa; Chordata; Actinopteri; Syngnathiformes; Syngnathidae. Gene Ontology annotation, molecular function: hexosyltransferase activity.